This is a messenger RNA of Marchantia polymorpha subsp. ruderalis, 606 nucleotides long. NCBI's taxonomy places the organism in Eukaryota, Viridiplantae, Streptophyta, Marchantiopsida, Marchantiales, Marchantiaceae. The record is from the annotation of a GenBank genome assembly.
AUGGAAGUGGAGGUUUCUCAUCUUGAGAGCAGUAAGAAGCAGCAUGUUACGGGAGCGUCUUCAAUGCGUAAUCGUGUAGAAAGAUGGACUCCUGAAGAGGAUGAGCUUUUGCAAGAGGCAGUCGUCCAAUACAAGGCAAAAAACUGGCGACUGAGGUGGCAGAAAGUGUUGAAUCCAGCCAUUGUCAAAGGAUACUGGACCAAAGAAGAAGAUCAGAAGAUGUUAGAAUUGGUGGGAAUGCUUGGCACGAAGCGAUGGGCUGCGGUCGCUCGCUGUCUACCUGGCAGAAUCGGCAAGCAGUGUAGGGAAAGAUGGUACAAUCAGCUUGAUCCCAGUAUCAAGCGCGAUCCGUGGACCGAGGUAGAAGACAUGAGGCUCUUCUUAGCGCACAAGCGGUUUGGGAGUAAAUGGUCUCAAAUCUGUUCAAUACUUCCUGGAAGAUCAGAGAACGGGGUGAAGAACCGGUGGAAUACUCAUAUCAAGAAGAAGGCCUUCAUUUUGGAGGAAUACUGCAGAAUGUGGAAUAAUCAACAAAACUCGUCUCAGAACGAGGAGCUUCUGGGCAACGAGGCGGCCAUAAAAGAUUUGCUGUCAAUUUCAGAGUGA